GGGAAGUGGAGAAAUGAAUGGACCAACCAGAGAUCUGUCUGUCUAAGCCAAUGGAGAUAAGAUUCGUGUCGUCUUUGGCUGCUUAUAAUUAUUGUCUUCCUCAGUGUCCAACCGACCCCACUAUUGAGCCGGGCAACGAUCUCUUUACACAAUUCAACGAAUAAGCAAUCAGAGGUUGCAGCACUUUGCUCUUUACACAACUCAUCGAGUAAGCAAUCAGAGGUUGCAGCACUUUGCUCUUGGGAAGUUGUGCAACAGCAGAUCUUUUUUGCCCCUCAAGAAAAAAAGAGGUUGGCGUUUCAUGUUGUUUAGAUCAGAGGACUGCUGCUACUGAGGAGGACGAGCUUGAAGCCAAGAGGAUUUCAUUUUUGUGCAAAAGCUGAGGCUUUUGUGGAAACAUGGAAGAACAUGAUGGGAUUGAAGAGAGCAGUGUGAGAUUGGUGGGUAGUGGUGGCGGUAGUGGUGGUGGCAGUGACUCCAGGUGGGUUGAUGGGAGUGAACUCGAUUCAGACUCACCUCCAUGGUCUGUGCUUGAAGUAAAUGAGAGCAGAAUAGGGUAUGGAUCCAUGAGGAGGAGGCUGGCGAAGAGGCCCAGGCGAGUUGAUUCUUUUGAUGUUGAAGCCAUGGAGAUUGCUGGCGUUCAUGGCCAUCAUUCUAAGGAUCAAACCUUGUGGCACACUAUUGCAUUAGCAUUUCAAACGCUUGGUGUGGUAUAUGGUGACUUGGGCACGAGCCCUUUAUAUGUCUUUGCUGAUGUGUUCAGCAAGGUUGAGAUCGAGUCAGAAGUUGAUGUCUUGGGGGCCUUAUCACUAGUGAUGUACACAAUUGCUCUUCUUCCUCUAGCAAAAUAUGUUUUUGUAGUGCUCAAAGCCAAUGAUAAUGGGGAAGGAGGGACAUUUGCACUGUACUCGCUGAUUUGCAGGUAUGCAAAUGUUAAUAUGCUGCCUAAUCGUCAGGCAGCUGAUGAACAAAUAUCAAGUUUUCGGCUCAAACUGCCCACUCCAGAGUUGGAAAGGGCUUUAAAAAUAAAAGAGACUUUGGAAAGGAGAUCAACCUUGAAAACCCUUCUCUUGCUCUUUGUUCUGAUGGGAACUUCCAUGAUAAUAGGAGAUGGAAUUCUAACCCCAGCAAUAUCAGUGAUGUCUGCUGUGAGUGGACUGAAGGGUGAAAUAGAAGGCUUUGGUACAAGUGCUGUAGUUUUCACUGCAAUAGUGAUUCUUGUGGGGUUGUUCAGCAUACAGCAGUUUGGGACUGGUAAAGUUGGUUUCAUGUUCGCUCCUGCACUUGCUUUGUGGUUCUUCUCUCUGGGAUCUAUUGGAAUUUACAAUCUACUUAAGCACGAUAUUACUGUUCUAAGGGCAUUCAACCCAGCUUAUAUCUAUUUGUUCUUCAAGAAGAACAGCACAGAUGCGUGGUCAGCUCUUGGUGGUUGUGUUCUAUGCAUUACAGGAGCGGAAGCUAUGUUUGCUGAUCUAGGCCACUUUUCUGUACGGGCCAUACAGAUCGCCUUUACUUGUGUUGUGUUUCCCUGUCUUCUCUUGGCUUACAUGGGCCAAGCUGCUUUUCUGAUGAAAUACCCUACUUCUGCAGACAGAAUAUUCUACGACUCUGUGCCAGAUACUCUAUUCUGGCCAGUUUUUGUGGUUGCUACCAUUGCUGCUAUGAUUGCCAGCCAAGCGAUGAUAUCUGCUACAUUUUCAUGUGUGAAACAAUCUAUGUCUCUCGGAUGCUUCCCAAGGCUAAAGAUAGUUCACACCUCAAGAAAGCGAAUGGGUCAAAUUUACAUCCCUGUAAUGAAUUGGUUUUUAAUGAUCAUGUGCAUUGCCGUAGUUGCCAUCUUUCAGAGUACCACGGAUAUUGCCAAUGCAUAUGGCAUAGCCGAAGUUGGUGUCAUGAUUGUGAGCACCACCUUGGUGACACUUGUAAUGCUUCUAAUCUGGAAGACCAACAUUUUUUUGGCAUUGUGUUUCCCACUUGUUUUUGGAUCAAUAGAGCUCGUCUAUUUGUCUGCUGUGCUAACUAAAAUAAAAGAGGGUGGUUGGCUUCCUCUUGUUUUUGCUACUUUCUUUCUGUGUGUGAUGUACACCUGGAACUAUGGGAGUGUGUUGAAGUACCAGAGUGAAGUCAGGGAGAAGAUAUCCAUGGAUUUCAUGCUUGAACUUGGCUCAACCCUUGGAACUGUAAGAGUCCCAGGCAUUGGAUUGCUAUACAAUGAGCUCGUCCAAGGCAUUCCCUCCAUCUUUGGGCAGUUCUUACUGAGCCUUCCAGCUAUCCACUCUACAAUUGUGUUUGUAUGCAUUAAAUAUGUCCCAGUUCCGGUGGUUCCUCAAGAGGAAAGGUUUUUGUUUCGCAGAGUUUGCCCAAAAGACUACCACAUGUUCCGCUGUGUUGCUCGAUAUGGUUACAAAGAUGUCCGAAAGGAAGAUCAUCAAGCGUUUGAGCAACUUUUGGUUGAAAGCCUUGAGAAGUUCUUGAGAAGGGAGGCUCAAGACUUUGCAUUGGAGAGCAAUUGGAACGAGUCAGAGUUUGAUAGUGUUUCAGUGAGGUCGGGCAGUGACGGGAACGAGGAUCUUAGGACUCCAUUAAUGCACGAUCGAAGACUGGUGGAAGAUGCAGGAACUUCUGCCUCAGAAGAAGCUGGUGCAGCAUUGCCAUCUAGUGUCAUGUCAGUGGAUGAUGAAGACCCAAGUCUGGAGUACGAGCUCUCAGCUCUUCGUGAGGCAAUAGAGUCUGGAUUUACAUAUAUGCUUGCACACAGUGAUGUGAAGGCAAAGAAAAACUCAUUUUUCUUUAAGAAAUUGGUAAUCAAUUACUUCUAUGCAUUCAUGAGGAGGAACUGUAGGGGAGGUGCUGCAGUCAUGAGAGUACCUCACAUGAAUAUCAUUGAAGUUGGAAUGACAAAUAUGGUCUAGCCUGUUUAUCGUGUUCCAGAAUCUGUCUUUUUCGUUUCACUAUUGAUACAAGUUUUUUUUUUUUCAAAAACAGACUAGGAAUCGUACAAAUCUUACCAUGAUAAUUGGCUGCCUCGAGUAAUUUCUUGAAUCCUUUAUAGACUUCCGAAUUAUA
Molecule: messenger RNA, 3066 nt
Organism: Corylus avellana
Lineage: Eukaryota; Viridiplantae; Streptophyta; Magnoliopsida; Fagales; Betulaceae
Product: Potassium transporter family protein
Biological process (GO): potassium ion transmembrane transport
Cellular component (GO): membrane
Molecular function (GO): potassium ion transmembrane transporter activity
Source: RefSeq, a predicted model, not a curated record